AUGCCUGCACAAGUCUGUACAAUAAAGCGGGAUUCCUUCACAAGUCGGUUCAAGAUGACGGGCUCAAAGAAUAAAAGUGCUCGGUCUAAAUUUGGAUGGUUUGGUUUGAGCGCUAGUGUAUUGACCAGCUCCGAGUCUGCAAGUGGCGAUGAACACCAGAAAGAGAUUAAGUCUACGCAUCAAGUCUCAUCCCUGCAUCAUGGAACUCCCCCUCGCCUCGAGGCCUCCCUCCAUCAUCCCUCGCACAAGACCUCCUGUUCUCCCUCGGUCAGCAGGAACUCAGUCAAGAGUGGACACUCACUGUUCAAGAUGGCGUGCGAUAAGCGCGCUCGCAAGGUCAGAUUCUACCGCAACGGGGACCGCUUCUUCAAAGGUAUGGUGUUAGCGGUGUCCACCCAUCGGUUUCGGACAUUUGAGAGCUUGCUGACCGCUCUGACGUCAUCUCCAAUCUGUAACAGCAAAGUUAUGCCCAAUGGUGUCCGCUGCAUAUUUACCCUGAAAGGUGCUCGCGUGGAGUCGCUGGACGAGCUUCAGCAUGGGCGUAGCUACGUGUGCUCCUCCACAGACGUGUUCCGGUGCCUGGACUACAGCAGCAAUGAGGAUCCGGUGUGGAACGCCCAUGUGCUGUCACACAAUGAGUCCAACCAUGCGUGUUCAAAGUCUCACAGGCGAGAUCGACUCCGGGAGGAGCACAGGACGCAAGAUUGUGAAACGUACUCGACAUCAUCAGCGCAGAGUCAGUCCAGGCCUCACAGUGCUCGGGGGGAGAAAUCGAGGGGUGCCAGGUCAAAGUCCACGAAGAGUGAGAUGUGCGCCUCAGAGCGGAAGGUUUAUGAGGAGUACCAGAGAUCAUUCGUGACCCCGCGGCUCAUCACUGUGGUCAGGAACGGCAGAAGGCCCAGGAGAGCCUUCAGGUUGCUGCUCAACAAGAAAACAGCCCAGACCUUUGAUCAAGUGAUGGCUGACAUCACGGAGCUCAUUAAGCUGGACUGUGGUCGGGUGAGCAAGAUUUUCACCAUGUCGGGUCAACAGGUGAUGUGUUUGGCGGAUUUCUUCCAGAAAGAAACGUUGUUUCUAGCCUGUGGAACCGAGAAGCUGGCCACGCAAGAUCUGACACUGGACAAACAGGAACUCCGUCUCAUCAGAUCAUACCAGCCGUACAACGGUAAAGCCAAGGAGAGGCACGGACUCAGACGGUUGGAGCACUGUCCGCGGAAAUCUUCCGGCAGGGAUUGUCACAGAUCCGAGCAUCUUCAUGGACAGUGCCCCAACGUAGAGAGGGACAUCAAGACAGUCAAUAAAGACAACAUCG
This is a messenger RNA of Candidula unifasciata, 1312 nucleotides long. The record is from the annotation of a GenBank genome assembly. NCBI's taxonomy places the organism in Eukaryota, Metazoa, Mollusca, Gastropoda, Stylommatophora, Geomitridae.